Hipposideros armiger (great roundleaf bat) is the source of this 2182-nucleotide messenger RNA. RefSeq names its product isocitrate dehydrogenase (NADP(+)) 2 (gene IDH2). Gene Ontology annotation, cellular component: mitochondrion. Gene Ontology annotation, biological process: NADP+ metabolic process; isocitrate metabolic process. The transcript is spliced from 11 exons. Lineage: Eukaryota; Metazoa; Chordata; Mammalia; Chiroptera; Hipposideridae. The record is from RefSeq and is a predicted model, not a curated record. Gene Ontology annotation, molecular function: NAD binding; isocitrate dehydrogenase (NADP+) activity; magnesium ion binding. The coding region runs from base 114 to 1469 and encodes 451 amino acids.
GGCCGUGCCCGCGCGCCCAGCGCCCAGGUCUGGGCAGCCCGCUGCCAGGCAGCUGGGAGCUGCGGCCGGCGCUCGGAUCUCGCCUGCCGGGUUCUUUCCCUCGCCUGCUCGGGAUGGCUGGCUACCUGCGGGUCGUACGCUCGCUCGGCAGAGCCUCGGGCUCCGGGCCGGCCUGGGCGCCGGCAGCCCUGACAGGCCCCAACUUGCAGGACCCGCCGCGGCGCCACUAUGCCGACAAGAGGAUCAAGGUGGCGAAGCCGGUGGUGGAGAUGGACGGCGAUGAGAUGACCCGUAUUAUCUGGCAGUUCAUCAAGGAGAAGCUCAUCCUGCCCCAUGUGGAUGUCCAGCUCAAGUAUUUCGACCUGGGGCUCCCACACCGUGACAAGACUGAUGACCAGGUCACCAUCGACUCCGCGUUGGCCACCCAGAAGUACAGCGUGGCCGUCAAGUGUGCCACCAUCACCCCUGAUGAGGCCCGAGUGGAAGAGUUCAAGCUGAAGAAGAUGUGGAAGAGUCCCAAUGGAACCAUCCGGAACAUCCUCGGUGGGACUGUCUUCCGGGAGCCCAUCAUAUGCAAAAACAUCCCCCGCCUUGUCCCUGGAUGGACCAAGCCCAUCACCAUUGGCAGGCACGCCCACGGCGACCAGUACAAGGCCACAGACUUUGUAGCUGAUCGGGCCGGCAAGUUCAAGAUGGUCUUCACCCCGAAGGAUGGCAGCAGUCCUAAAGAGUGGGAGGUGUACAACUUCCCCGCUGGCGGCGUGGGCAUGGGCAUGUACAACACCGACGAGUCUAUCUCGGGUUUUGCACAUAGCUGCUUCCAGUAUGCUAUCCAGAAGAAGUGGCCGCUGUACAUGAGCACCAAGAACACCAUCCUGAAAGCCUACGACGGGCGCUUCAAGGACAUCUUCCAGGAGAUCUUUGAGAAGCACUACAAGACCGACUUCGACAAGAAUAAGAUCUGGUACGAGCAUCGGCUCAUUGAUGACAUGGUGGCUCAGGUCCUCAAGUCUUCAGGCGGUUUUGUGUGGGCCUGCAAGAACUACGAUGGAGACGUGCAGUCGGACAUCCUGGCCCAGGGCUUUGGUUCCCUUGGCUUGAUGACGUCCGUGCUGGUCUGCCCAGAUGGGAAGACCAUUGAGGCCGAGGCUGCUCAUGGGACAGUCACCCGCCAUUAUCGGGAGCACCAGAAGGGCCGGCCUACCAGCACCAACCCCAUUGCUAGCAUCUUUGCCUGGACGCGUGGCCUGGAGCACCGGGGGAAGCUGGACGGGAACCAGGACCUCAUCAGGUUUUCCCAGACCCUGGAGAAGGUGUGUGUUCAGACGGUGGAGAGCGGAGCCAUGACCAAGGACCUGGCGGGCUGCAUCCAUGGCCUCAGCAAUGUGAAGCUGAACGAGCACUUCCUGAACACCUCGGACUUCCUGGACACCAUCAAGAGCAACCUGGACAAAGCCCUCGGCCAGUAGUAGCAAGGCGGGGCAUCCGCCCGGCCACUGUGAUUGACACCGGUCCUCUGACACGCAGGAGGGUGAGCCUCACGGCCCUCGCAGGAGGCCUUUCUAGGGGACAUUUUUUAUAAGCAAGAUGUUUUUAAAAGUCUCUCUGUGUUUCCCCUCAUGGUGACGUGAGGCAGGAACAGUGUGUUUUACCUCAGCCAGUCAGUAUGUUUUGCAUACUGUAAUUUAUAUUGCCCUUGGAACACACGGUGCCAUAUUUAGCUACUAAAAUAUCUUCACAAAACCGUCUGCUGUGUUUGUCCCUCAGGGGAAGGAGGCAGCUGGGGCCUAGAGGCAGAGAACCCCCCCCCCCAGAGGGCUGGGGGGCUCCACUAGGGACAGACUGGAGUGCCUCAGGCCACAACAGGCCUGUGUCCCAGGCUCCAUCCAGUCAGGGGGCCACCAGGAGGGGAGGGGACCAGGCAGCAGGGUGGGCCUCCUUCAUUCUAUGGAAGCAGCCCAAGGAGCCACUGCAACUCUAGGGGGGCACAGGCCUGUGGGUUCCCUGAAAUUCCCUAGCACGAUCCGGUUCCUGUAUCAUGUUCUCCAUUUUGGGGUUAACACGUCUCGAUAGAUUCAGGUUGUUUGUUUAUUUAUUUAUUUCUGUGUUGGUUUUAACCUUCUAAACAUCUCCAGAUCUCUUUGCCCUUUUUCUUGGCAUUAAAAACAGGCCUCACUCAGCA